Dracunculus medinensis (Guinea worm) is the source of this 534-nucleotide messenger RNA. The record is from the annotation of a GenBank genome assembly. NCBI's taxonomy places the organism in Eukaryota, Metazoa, Nematoda, Chromadorea, Rhabditida, Dracunculidae.
AUGAUUCUGGUUAUUAGAUACCAAUUUAGAGCAUGGAAAACUUAUAAAAGUGCUCAUAUUCCUGAAGCAAUUCAUGUGGAUCUGAAUGUUGCAACUUAUCCGGGUGAAUUUGAUCAGUACAUGCAUUAUCCACCGAAAAUUUUCGAAGAAUACGUUCGAAUUCUUGGCAUUAACGUUGAUGAUUAUUUAAUUUUAUAUGAUCGUGGUCCACUUGGUGGGAUGAUGUUCGCAAGCAGGAUAGCUUGGUUGUUCAAAGCUUAUGAUCAUGAGAAUUUAUCGAUAUUGGAUGGAGGUUUAAAAGCUUGGCAGAAAUUUGGCGGUGAACUUAGCAGCAGGUUGAAUUUAUGCGGUUAUAAAGGAAAAAAACCAGUCGUCACAUUCUGCAUGCGUGGUUUGCAAGCUUCCAUGGUCGCUUAUGCAUUAGAAUACGCUAAUCAAAAAAUUCAACCGAAAGUCUACAGUGGAUCUUUGAAGGAAAUCGAAUUGCGUGCUCCAGAAUUAAUCUCUGAUGGCAGUUUGUCGGUGCAUUCUUAA